Molecule: messenger RNA, 1585 nt
Organism: Sphaerodactylus townsendi
Lineage: Eukaryota; Metazoa; Chordata; Lepidosauria; Squamata; Sphaerodactylidae
Gene: SOX2
Product: SRY-box transcription factor 2
Biological process (GO): anatomical structure morphogenesis; cell differentiation; regulation of DNA-templated transcription
Molecular function (GO): RNA polymerase II cis-regulatory region sequence-specific DNA binding; DNA-binding transcription factor activity, RNA polymerase II-specific
Source: RefSeq, a predicted model, not a curated record
GAGAGAGAGAGAGAGAGAAAGACAGAGGAGAGGGUGCGAGGGAGUGGGGGGGAGUGUGUGUGUGUGAGAGUGUGUGUUUGGGACACAAAAAAAGAGAGGGAGCAACAACAAAAAAGGAAAGAAGAGAAAAGAAAAAGGGGCGAAGGGACUUUGGGCGCCUCUUGGAGACCGGGAGAGCCGGAGCGAGAGAAAAGGGGCGCAGGAGAGGCGGGAGCGCCCGACAGCCAGAAGAAAAGAACUUUCUCCGGGAAGCCUCUCCGAGCCGUCUUUGUUAUGAGUCUCCUCCAAGCCUCGCCCGAGAGAGGAGGCAGAUCCCGGUCCUGAUCCGCGCGGGGGAGGUCCUCGUGGGGGGGAGCGCUCCCCGCCCUGCCCCCGCCCGGAGACGUCCAGUCCGGCUCGGGACGCCCGCCUGCCCGCCCGCCCGCCCGCCCGCCCGCCGCCGCCGCCCUCCGCCGCCGGGGGACCCGCUCCGCGCCCCCGGAGCCCGUUCCGCGCCGCCCUCGGCUCGCCCCGCGCCGGCCGCUUGAAUGUACAGCAUGAUGGGAGGCAGGCUGAAGCCCCCCGCCCCGCAGACGACGCCGGGGGGCAACGGCGCCUCGGGGGCGGCCAACGCCAAGAACAGCCCGGACCGGGUCAAGCGGCCCAUGAACGCCUUCAUGGUGUGGUCGCGGGGCCAGCGGCGCAAGAUGGACAGGAGAACCCCCAGAUGUGGCUCGGAGAUCUCCAAGCGCCUGGGCGCCGAGUGGAAGCUGCUGUCCGAGGCCGAGAAGCGGCCCUUCAUCGACGAGGCCAAGCGGCUCCGCGCGCUGCACAUGAAGGAGCACCCGGAUUACAAGUACCGGCCGCGGCGGAAAACCAAGACGCUGCUCAAGAAGGAUAAGUACACCCUGCCGGGGGGCCUCCUGCCGCCGGGCUCGAACUCGCUGGGCGGCGGGGUGGGCGUCGGGGCGCCGCUGGGCGCCGGGGUCAACCAGCGCAUGGACAGCUACGCGCACAUGAACGGCUGGGCCAACGGCGGCUACGGCAUGAUGCAGGAGCAGCUGGCCUACCCGCAGCCGUCGGGCCUGAACGCGCACGCCGCCGCCCAGAUGCAGCCCAUGCACCGCUACGACGUGGGCGCCCUGCAGUACAACGCCAUGCCCUCGGCCGCCUCGCAGACGUACAUGAACGGCUCGCCCCCCUACGGCGGCAUGGCCUACGCCCCCCAGCAGGGCGCCCUGGCCUCCAUGGGCUCGGCCGUCAAGAGCGAGGCCAGCGCCAGCCCGCCCGUCGUCACCUCGUCGUCGCACUCGCGGGCGCCCUGCCAGGCCGGAGACCUGCGGGACAUGAUCAGCAUGUACCUCCCCGCCGCCGACGUGGCCGAGCCGGCGGCCCCCGGAAGGCUGCACAUGGCGCAGCACUACCAGACCGCACCGGUGCCCGGCACGGCCAUCAACGGCACGCUGCCGCUGUCGCAUAUGUGAGGCGGCGGGGAGGAGCCCGGAGGGAGGAGGGGAGGGAGGGCCCGGGCAGAGAGAAGGACCCCGACCGCCGGCAAACUCUGCACCUUGAACUUUCUGGCUGCUGCUCCUCCUGGCCUCUUUUG